Messenger RNA from Mesorhabditis belari, 798 nucleotides. NCBI's taxonomy places the organism in Eukaryota, Metazoa, Nematoda, Chromadorea, Rhabditida, Rhabditidae. The record is from the annotation of a GenBank genome assembly.
AUGAGUUCAAAAGACCAGCGUAAACGACCAAACGUGGAUUGUGAUCAAGCAAAGAAACGAGUUUGGCUUGUAAAGGUUCCGCGUUACUUAUCCGAAAUUUGGGAGGCAAAUGCUGGCACAGAAGUAGGAAAAUUGAUUACAGCUGGUAACAAUGAGGUGAAACUCAAAUCGAGACCCGAUUUGAUGGUGCCCAGCGAGCUUACGCAGGCUCCAACGACUAGUGUUGCUUCGAAAAAGAUUGCACCUGGCCCUUCUGUGCCUAGCGAACACACGUUUUUGAUGAAGACGGAUCCCCAGCAGACAUUGGCAGUCUUGGCUGAAGAUAAAGCUGGUCUUGAAGAAGAAUCGAAUAUCAGAACGGGCAAACUGUCGGUCGAAGGGUAUGUUGUUCAACGAGCUGAAUGUCGGCCACCAAAUGAUAGCUCGUAUUUGCGACUUAAAAUUGGACAAAUUGAGAAGUCGGGACAGCCGAAACGUCAAGUGAUUCAAAUUCAAAAGGCUGCUGUCAAGUUUAAACCCGUGGCCGCACAUCAUGAAGACUUGCAGCGUCAAAAGGCUAAAAAGGAAGGAAUAAAGACUGUUCGUGCCGAUCGCGAUGUUCUUCGUCAAACGAUCUUCCAUGCAUUCGAGAAGCAUCAAUAUUAUCGCCUACAAGACCUACAACAGCUCACAAAUCAACCGGCUAACUAUGUUAAAGAGAUUUUGCAGGAGAUUGCCAUUUACAAUCAAACCCCGCCACACAAAAGUAUGUGGGAGCUGAAGCCAGAGUAUCGAAACUACGAUGUGCAAAAGGAGAUU